AUGCAGCAAGACAUCAUGGCUUGGUUCAUGGAACUGACGGCCUGGGUGGCGCCCUUCUUCAUCGUCAUGUCGCCCGUCCUGUCGUACAGUGACCAGAUCAUUUCCAUGUACCGGAGCAAGACGAGCGCUGGCUUCUCCCUUGAUAUCCCCCUCAUUAUGCUCGUCGCGUCCCUGCUGAGGAUCUUUUACUGGCCCCAUGCCCAAUACGAUACGAGCCUCCUCCUGCAGUCGCUGCUCAUGAUUAUUGUCCAAGUCGUCCUGCUCAAGGUUGCGCUCGACUACCGCCCGCCCCCGCCCACCAAGGGCGGAGAGGCCGGUCUCCCAUUUGCCGGCGGGGACGACACUCUAUUUGGCUUCCAGCGUCCUUAUAACUUUUGGCAGUGGCGAUCACCUAGAAGGUACUGGCACGCCAUCAUGUACUUCGCUGGUGCCCUCUUCGUUCUCGAGUUGCUCCUCUCUCAGAUCCCCGGACUCUACGGUGCUUAUGCAAACGCCAUUGGAUGUAUUGGACUCGGUGUGGAGGCGACACUUCCCAUCCCUCAGAUUCUGGUCAACUACCGAUCCAAGUCGUCAGCUGGCCUGCGACUGUCGGUCUUGGCCGCGUGGAUCGGCGGCGACACGAUGAAGCUGUUCUGGUUCUUUACGGCAAAGACGGCGAUCCCGUGGUCAUUCAAGAUCUCUGGCAUGUUCCAGGCUUCGUGCGACUUCUUCCUCGGGUUCCAGUACCUCUUGUACAACAGCCGCGAGGUGCAGACGGCAGUCAAGGAGCACCCGAUGAAGGAGUGGACGACGCGAAGCCACAGCAGGAGCCUCACCCCUACGCGACACGCGGGGCCUUUCAUGGAAGCGGAGCAGACCGAGUAG
This is a messenger RNA of Fusarium vanettenii 77-13-4, 864 nucleotides long. RefSeq lists its product as uncharacterized. Gene Ontology annotation, cellular component: trans-Golgi network; endosome. NCBI's taxonomy places the organism in Eukaryota, Fungi, Ascomycota, Sordariomycetes, Hypocreales, Nectriaceae. Gene Ontology annotation, biological process: retrograde transport, endosome to Golgi; phospholipid translocation. The transcript is spliced from 3 exons. Bases 1 to 864 code for a protein of 287 amino acids. The record is from RefSeq and is a predicted model, not a curated record.